Molecule: messenger RNA, 972 nt
Organism: Malurus melanocephalus (red-backed fairy wren)
Lineage: Eukaryota; Metazoa; Chordata; Aves; Passeriformes; Maluridae
Gene: TWIST2
Product: twist family bHLH transcription factor 2
Exons: 2
Coding region: 92-574 (160 amino acids)
Biological process (GO): regulation of transcription by RNA polymerase II; developmental process
Molecular function (GO): RNA polymerase II transcription regulatory region sequence-specific DNA binding; DNA-binding transcription factor activity, RNA polymerase II-specific; protein dimerization activity
Source: RefSeq, a predicted model, not a curated record
CUCAGGAAUUUUAAGCACAUUUAAGAAACACACGCACACAUAACAUAAGGAGGGGGGGAAAGGCUCUUCCCCUCCCCUUCUCGCAGAGAGCAUGGAAGAAAGCUCCAGUUCUCCCGUUUCCCCCGUGGACAGCUUGGGGACCAGCGAAGAGGAGCUGGAGAGGCAGCCAAAGCGAUUUGGCAGGAAGAGAAGAUACAGCAAGAAAUCCAGCGAAGAUGGCAGCCCCAACCCGGGCAAGAGGGGCAAGAAGUCCAGCCCCAGCUCGCAAUCUUACGAAGAACUGCAGAGCCAGAGGAUCCUGGCCAACGUCCGCGAGAGGCAGAGGACUCAGUCGCUCAACGAAGCUUUCGCCGCCCUGAGGAAAAUCAUCCCCACGCUGCCCUCGGACAAGCUGAGCAAAAUCCAGACGCUCAAGCUGGCGGCGCGCUACAUAGACUUCCUGUACCAGGUGCUGCAGAGCGACGAGAUGGACAGUAAGAUGACCAGCUGCAGUUACGUGGCUCACGAGAGGCUCAGUUACGCCUUCUCCGUGUGGAGGAUGGAGGGAGCGUGGUCCAUGUCGGCCUCCCACUAGCCACCGGCCGGGCCGGGCUAGCCCAGCUGCCCCAGGGACUGUCCAGYGCCUGCAACCGAAGUGGAAUUGGGAUUUCUCCAAGUUUGUAGCUUCUGAAACCUUAAAAACCUCAAGGAACGUGGUCCUAAAGACCCCUGUUGACCUCCCUCACUCCCAACUCUGGUGUUUUGGAGCGUUUUGGACUGAGCAGCGAAACAGCACCCMAGAGAGGAAGGGGCUGAAGCUUCUUUUGCAACAUCUCCCCCCCAAAAACCACUGACCAAAGAGAAAAGGAGAAGCAACAUUCCUGGCUGUUCGUUGUCAUCGGGAUUUCGUGUCUGUCUGUCUGUCUCUCCGUGCGUUUGACAUUGAAUUUUUUAUUUUUGRAGUUAUUUUCUGGAAAAAAAAAGAAAAAAAAA